CAUCGCAUCGCUUUUAUUAACUCGCUUCAAUUAAUUUCCGUUACGUACUUGAUUUGCGUUGUUUUUUGAUCCAUUAUGAUAUAGGAAUGAUUCUGUAGUUUAAAUAUCAAUAAUCGCACUUUAUUCACUUAGGUUCAUUGGAUUUCUGUGUGAUAUAAGCAAAUGUGAGUGGUGGAAGAUGAAGAAGGAAGAGAAAAUUGAUGGACGGACAUUCGAUAGUUGUUUUUCUUUGUGAUCUCAAUUUCGUUCCUGUUAAAUAAUCAAUAGCACGGUGCCAAAAUUCUGAAGACUGCUUGAUAAUCGAGAGAAAACGGAUUAGUUUUUGAGUUGUUUUGUUGAAGGAAUCUGGUCUAUCUCCCUGUGGUGCACCCUGAAAUUGGGGAAUAACACUCUUCUUCUUAUCACGGGAUUCUGGGUGUCCGGACUGUGAAGUAAUGGCCUGCACUGCAUAAUCUAAUGAUUAGCUUUGGAGGAAAUUUUGAAUUUGGAUUCAAUAAAUCUGGUUACAGCUUCGGGAAAGUCAUUGGCAUGUAGUUUUGCAAGAAAGGUAGCAGUACUGGUGGGUUCAAUGGCUUUGUUAUACGAGUUUCUGAAUAUCACAAUAUUAUUUAUCACGUGGCCUUUCUCGUUUUUCAUAAGUACAUGCUCAUUAAUCUUGAAAACCUUUGUUGUUGUCGUUCAAACUUGGUUGGAGCUGUUGAAAACCUCGGUCAGUCUUCACUUGAAUAUAUUGUGGACAACUUUGAUGUGGAUAAUUGCGUUUGUCUCCCUUCCUGGACGAAUUUUAGCUGCUUUAAAGAGGGAAAGGCAGUUGCAAAAAAAUUUGCAAUUUCUGGCAAUUGAGUUCGACAAUGUUUUGUGGGAAAGAAAGGAGCUUCAAAAACAAUUCCAGACUGCUAUGAAAGAGCAGAAGAUGAUGGAGUUGAUGUUAGACGAACUUGAAAUGAUAAAUGAAAAGGCGACCAACAAGAUUGCACUCUUAGAAAGUGAGGUGCAGAAAUUGAGAAAUGAAAAUCAUCGACUACAAGAAAUCAAAGGUAAGGCAUAUUGGAGCUUAAAAGGUUUUGAUGUCAAAAGUGAAGCACAAAAAACUAGCAGAGUUGGCAGCAACAUUACCUAUGGUAUCUCAUCAUGCUCAUCCAGCUAUAGUGACAGCAGCCUUCUUCAAGACCUCUCUCGAAGUGAAGCUUCGAAAGACGAAGAUGAAGAUAUCACUGAAAUUCUUGAUGAACAAAGGGAGGUUGCAGUUCACCGAAGUCUAUUCAGUACCCUAUUGUCGCUUUUGGUUGGAGUGAUUAUAUGGAAAGCUGAAGAGCCUCACUUGUGCCUUGUAGUGGCUCUCAUGUUUGUGGUUAGCAUCUCAUUGAAGAGCGUAGUUGAGUUCUUCACUACUAUUAAGAAUAAACCUGCUUUGGAUGCUGUUUCUCUUUUGAGCUUCAACUGGUUUGUGCUUGGAAUACUGGCUUAUCCAACACUGCCAAAUAUGGCUCGUUUGCUUGCUCCUCUGGCCUCAAGGGUUGUCUGAAAGAACGUGGAAUGGUUUGGUUUCUCCAUUUCCUGAUUCGAUCAGAACUACUUGGCCUGGAAAGUUGAGAGGUACAUCACCUAAUACCACUAGACAGAUGUUAGAUCAUAAAACUUUAUCUUCCAGUCGUGAAUUCCCGUAGCAUGUUAUAUCAUCACGUUUGAGAAAUUUUGAUGCUUGAAGAUGAGGAUGCAAUAGUGUUUUUUUAAAUGUAUAUAUAUAUAUAUAUAAACAUGGAUGCAAGUAGUGUUUAUACCUUGUAAAUGGGCAAGACUUUCUACUUGAAUCUAACUUAUUGGUUCUCUUCUUGUAUGACAA
Molecule: messenger RNA, 1843 nt
Organism: Cucurbita maxima (winter squash)
Lineage: Eukaryota; Viridiplantae; Streptophyta; Magnoliopsida; Cucurbitales; Cucurbitaceae
Exons: 7
Coding region: 569-1525 (318 amino acids)
Source: RefSeq, a predicted model, not a curated record